Molecule: messenger RNA, 9652 nt
Organism: Podarcis muralis (Common wall lizard)
Lineage: Eukaryota; Metazoa; Chordata; Lepidosauria; Squamata; Lacertidae
Source: RefSeq, a predicted model, not a curated record
CCCCCACGCUAUUUCCGUCGCGAGGCCGCCGACGCCACAGCGGCGGCUGUUCCCUCUGCGCGAGCCGGCGCGUCGGCUAGCACGUCAUUCCUCCUCGAGCGGCGUCGCCUCCUCGGACCGGCGCAGGCUUUGGACUCCGCGCUCUCGCCCUCCCUCUUCGAGCCAGGGGAAGGAGCCUGAGGGGCCCGUUGGCGGCGGGCCCUCUUUCUCCCGCCACCAUGUUGAGGCGCAGCAGGGCGGAAGUGGACCGUUAUGUCUCCUCGCUGCAGGCCUCGGCCUCUUCGCCCAGGGAGAAAUCCAUGAAAGGAUUCUUUUUUGCUAAGCUGUAUUAUGAAACAAAGGAAUAUGAAUUGGCUAAAAGGUACAUAUCUACAUAUCUCAGUGUCCAAGAAAGAGAUCCCAAGGCACACAAAUUCUUGGGACAACUCUAUGAAGCUGAAGAAAACAUAGAGAAAGCUGUAGGCUGUUAUAAGCGUUCAGUGGAGUUGAACCCAACACAGAAAGACCUUGUAUUGAAGAUUGCAGAGCUGCUGUGCAGUAAUGAUAUUACUGAUGGAAGAGCAAAAUACUGGGUUGACAGAGCAGCCAAGCUUUUUCCUGGAAGCCCUUCAGUUUUUCGACUAAAGGAGCGUCUGGUGGAUUGCAAGAGUGAGACUGGAUGGAACCAGCUUCUUGAUUUGAUCCAGUCAGAAUUGUGUGCCAGACCUGAUGAUGUUUAUGUUAACAUUCGAUUAGUGAAGCUCUACUUAUCAAACAAAAAUCUUGCAGCUGCUGUGGCACAUUGUCAGGAAGCAGAGAAAAAAAUACCAUUGCAGUCAAGCUUGGAAUGGUGUUCGUGUGUUGUACAUACACUUAAGGAAUAUCUUGACUCUCCACAGGAGUUGGAAUCCAAUAAACCUAACGAGCAAAAGACUAGAUCCCGUCGGGAUCUUUUGUUGGCUUAUUCAAAUCUGGUCGUAAUGACACUUUCAAACAGAGGUGUAGAAGAAAGCAGAGAAUCCCUCCAAAGCUUUGAUCAUGCACUCCAUUCAGUGAAACCUCAUGCAGCUGGAGGUGAUGAACUUUCUGUAACUUUCCUGGAAAUGAAAGGCCACUUCUACAUGCAUGCUGGAACUCUGCUGUUGAAAAUGGCCCAGGAAAGUGAAAUGCAGUGGAGAGCUGUUUCAGAAUUGGCAGCUUUAUGUUACCUUCUAGCUUUUCAGGUUCCUAGACCAAAGUCAAAACUAAUAAAAGGCGAUCAAGCUGAACAAGAGAAGUUGGAAAUGUUAGCCUGUGAUCGACAGAGCCAGUCUGGACAUAUGCUUCUAAACCUAAGCCGUAGGAAGCAGGAUUUUUUCAAGGAGAUUGUUGAAUCAUUUGCAAACAAGAGUGGACAGUCUGCCUUAAUUGAUGCACUAUUUGGGAGUGGUUCUUCUACAGAGAAUUCCUUUCUUGGCACAGAUGAUAUCAGAAAUGUUGGUGUGCAAGUACCAGAAUAUGGAGAACUAGCUAGAUAUGAUAUUGGUGCCAUUAGAGCCCACAGUGGUAGUCUCCAACACCUCAUAUGGCUUGGUCUGCAGUGGAAAUCCAUAUCACCCCUGCAAACCUUUCGCAAAUGGUUGAAGCAACUUUUCCACUUGCCUCAGGAAACAUCCAGACUUGAGACCAAUGCUCCUGAAUCGAUUUGCAUGUUGGACCUUGAAGUAUUUCUGCUUGGGGUGAUAUUUACCUGUCAUUUGCAAUUGGAAGAGAAAUUUAAUACCAAGUACGCUGUGCACCAGCCUCAAUUCCUACCACUACCAGUAUGCAAGCAACUUUGUACUGAGAGGCAGAGGGCCUGGUGGGAUGCUGUUUAUGCUCUUCUUCACAAACAAACUGUGUCCGGGACAGCAGCAAAAGUGAGGCUUCUAGUCCAACAUGAAAUAAGCAUCCUCAGAGCCUUAGGUAAACAUGGUCUUCAGCCAGCUCUGAUCGUGCACUGGGCAAAAAGUCUCCUUAAAACAGGUUGCAGUCUUAAUUCUUUCUAUGACCAAAAAGAUUACAUUGGACGAAGUGUUUAUUACUGGAAGAAAGUUUUGCCAAUGCUUGAGACAAUCAAGAAGAAGAGAAGUAUUCCUGAACCAAUUAACCCAUUGUUCAAUCACUUUCAUAGUGAAGAUAUUCAGGUUUCCCAGGUUGGUGUAUAUCAAGAAGAGGCACACAUAGCAUUUGCUAUUUUGGAUUCUGUGGAUGGAAAAACAGACGAUGCUAUGCAAGCAUUUGAAGCUAUUAAAAAUGUUGUCUCAUACUGGAAUCUUGCUCUAAUUUUCCAGAGGAAAGCUGAAGAGAUAGAGAAUGAUGGCCUGUCAUUAGAAGAACAAGAAGAAUACAGGAAUCUUCUGAAAAAGAGUAGAGACUACCUCAUAAAAAUUAUAGAUGAAAGCAGCAGUGAUACUUCAGUCACUGAAAAGUUACCUGUAUCCAUAGAGACAGUUAAGGAGAUGCUGGAAAGUAUAAUUCAAGAACUUGGAAUCAAUGGUGAAGAAAGGAGUCUUAUCCUAAACAAUGAUUUGAGCCAACCAGUGGAGACGGAAAUUAAACAUUCUACCCCAUCGCCCACAAAAUUCUCUCUGUCUCCAAGUAAAAGCUACAAGUUCUCGCCCAAAACUCCUCCUCGCUGGGCAGAGGAUCAAAAAUCACUACUUAAGAUGAUCUGUCAGCAAGUAGAAUCCAUAAAGAAUGAAAUGCAAGAGAUGAAACUUAACAAUUCUAAUACAACCAUGUCUCAGCGGUGGCCUGCCGAAAGCUAUGCAGCAGAUACCAUGCCAGAUGGCUAUCAAGGCACACAGAGCUUUCAUGGAGCACCAUUAACUGUUGCUACAACAGGUCCAUCUGUCUACUACAACCCAUCACCAGCUUACAAUUCCCAAUAUCUCCUACGGACAGCAGCCACGAACGUGACCCCCACAAAGGCUCCUGUCUAUGCCAUGAACAGGCUUACUCCUCAGCAGCACAUAUAUACAUAUCAACAGCCAAUGCACACCCCUCCACUGCAGAACACUUCUGCUUGCAUGUUUUCACAAGAAAUGUAUGGUACUCCCCUGCGCUUUGAUUCUCCGGCAACCGGAAUGUUGUCUCCCCGUGGCAAUGAGGACUACUACAACUACAGCGUUCCACCGACAACUACAAAUCCGCCACUUCCCGAGCCAGGCUAUUUUACAAAACCUGCUGCAGCACCCCCGGUCUCCCGGUCUGCCGAGUCAAAAGUGAUAGAAUUUGGGAAGCCUACCUUUGGGCAGCCUGUACCACCAGUAGAGGGAGCAAAACCUUCCUUGAUAACUUCUGCUCAGUCGACACAGCCAACCACUUUCAAAUUUAAUUCCAAUUUCAAAUCUAACGAUGGAGAUUUUACUUUUUCAUCACCUCAGGUUGCAGCACAGCCACACAGUACCCCCUAUAGCAACAGCGACAGUCUUUUGGGCCUUCUGACAUCCGACAAGCCUAUCAAAGAGGACCGAUACACUGGACAAAAGCCGCUUACUGAAUAUCCCCCUGGACAGCGAAACAUCUUCAGUUUUGGUGGCAAGAAUGCAUCAGGCAUUGCAUUUACGGAUAAAAUGGUACAAAAUCAACCCCGGCCCUCUGGUUUUAGUAAGGGUGAUGUGUUCAGCUUUCAGGAUCCUGGCAAGCCUGUAUUUGGUACUCCACAUUCAGAUGUAGCAAACAGAAGUCACGAAACAGAUGGAGGAAGUGUCCAUGGUGGUGGUGAAGAAGAAGAUGAUGGCCCUCAUUUUGAACCCGUUGUGCCACUACCUGACAAAAUUGAAGUAAAAACAGGUGAAGAAGAUGAAGAGGAGAUGUUUUGCAAUAGAGCAAAACUUUUCCGCUUUGAUGCUGAACACAAAGAAUGGAAAGAGAGAGGUGUUGGUAAUGUGAAAAUUCUGAGGCAUAAAAUAACUGGCAAAAUCAGACUACUUAUGAGACGGGAGCAAGUGCUGAAAAUUUGUGCAAAUCACUAUAUAAAUCCUGAUAUGACUCUGAACCCAAAUGCUGGAUCAGACAAAUCUUUUGUGUGGCAUGCCUUGGACUAUGCAGAUGAAUCGGCAAAACCUGAGCAACUUGCAAUCAGGUUUAAAACUCCAGAGGAAGCGAAGCUUUUCAAGCGGAAAUUUGAAGAGGCACAAAAUAUUUUGAGAGUAUCUGGAUCAAGUGAUAGUCAGCAGGCUUCUCAGGGUAUUGUGUCAUCAAGAGAAGCUACUGCUCAAGAUGCAAAAGAUUCUGGUAAAUCUGACUCAGGACUCAUGAGCUCUGGAUUUAACUUCAAGAGUGGGACGUCAUCUGUCAGUGGUAGCUAUCAGGUUCCUGUUCCCGAUGUGAGCAGUUCAGCUAAAAACACUAAUGCCAAAAGUACUUUUACAAUUGCAUCCAGCGCAGCUACACCUGCAUCCUUCUCUUUUGCUAAAGAAGGGUUGGGAGCAAAUGCUACAUACGGAUUUGGUGAACAGUUCAUGUUAAAGAAAGAUCAGUGGGAGUGCAACACAUGCCUGGUUCGAAAUAAAGUAACUGCACAGAGUUGUGUAGCAUGCCAGACUCCAAAUCCAGCUAAUCGGGAAGCGCAGGCUGUGCUUCCUCCGACAGAAUCGACUGUACCUUUCAAACCCAACACUGAAGGUGCACACUCUACAUUUGGACCAAUUCCUCCAAAAAAGGAAAACCAGUGGGAAUGCAGGACCUGUCUUGUGAGAAACGAAGCCAGAGCAUCCCAUUGUAUUAGCUGCAAGAAUCCCAGCGGUACAAAUUUACCAGUGUUUGGUUCCCAAACGGCAUUCAAAUUUGGUCAUGCAGAGUCUCCCAAAGUGCCCCAAAGUGGUUUUGGGGCUGCUUUUCAGAAAAAGGAGGGCCAGUGGGAUUGCAGCAUAUGCUUAGUAAGAAACGAAGGCUCUUCACGAACUUGUGCUGCUUGUCAGGCUGCAAACCCAUCUAGCGAUUCCCAAACCACCUUCAAAUUUGGUCAUGCAGAGGCUCCCAAAGUGCCCCAAAGUGGUUUUGGGGCUGCUUUUCAGAAAAAGGAGGGCCAGUGGGAUUGCAGCAUAUGCUUAGUAAGAAAUGAAGGCUCUUCACGAACUUGUGCUGCUUGUCAGGCUGCAAACCCAUCUAGCAAUGCUCCAGCUUUACCAGCUAGUGAUGCUCAACUGCCUGUGUUUGGCUUCAAAAGCAAGUUAUCCGAACCCACUGGAGGACCACAGGGGACGGGUUUUAAAUGUGACAUAACAGAAAAGGGUUUUAAAUUUGGCCUUUCUACAGAUCAAGGGAAGUCUUCUUCCUUCACAUUUCAGGUUCCUGCUAGCAGUGAAACUAAGCCUAUGAAAGGAGGGUUUAAUUUUUCAAUGCCUGUACCUCCAGGUGAAUUUAAAUUUGGUAUACAAGAGCCUAGCAAAGAUGUUGCAAACGACCAACAGAAUAAAGAAGGUGGCACUGAUGAAAAAGAGGAGGUGUCGGAGGAAGAAACUGCAAUGAAAUCUCAUGAUAGAUCUAGCAAACAAAGCGGUGAUUUGGUGUUUGGUCAACACAGCAGCACAUUCACUUUUGCUGACCUUGCAAAAACAACUGCAGGUGAAGGAUUUCAGUUCGGUCGGAAAGAUCCAAAUUUCAAGGGCUUUACAGGUGCAGGUGAAAAGCUAUUUUCUUCUCAGGCUGCCAAAUCUUCAUUCAAAGGAAAUACUUCUGCUGAUCUUGAGAAGGAAGAUGAGUCCUAUAAAACAGAAGACAACGAUGAUAUUCAUUUUGACCCUGUUGUCCAGAUGCCCGAGAAAGUCGAACUGGUGACUGGCGAAGAAGAUGAUAUAGUGUUGUAUUCCCAAAGAGUAAAACUGUUCAGGUUUGAUGCAGAAACAAGCCAGUGGAAAGAACGUGGUGUGGGCAACUUGAAAAUCCUUAAGAAUGAAGUUAAUGGCAAGCCACGAAUCAUCAUGCGACGUGAGCAGGUAUUUAAGGUUUGUGCAAACCACUGGAUCACAACUACCAUGAACUUGAAGCCCCUCUCUGGCUCAGACAAAGCAUGGAUGUGGUUAGCCAACGACUUCUCUGAUGGUGAUGCAAAGCUGGAGCAAUUGGCAGCUAAAUUCAAAAGUCCAGAGCAAGCUGAGGAAUUUAAAUUGAAAUUCGAAGAAUGUCAAAGGCUAUUGCUGGAUAUACCACUCCAGACCCCACAUAAACUAAUAGAUUCUGGGAAAACAGCUGAGCUGAUACAAAAAGCAGAAGAAAUGAAAAGUGGUUUGAAAGAUCUCAAAACCUUCCUGACAGACGAUAAAACUAAACUUGCGGAUGAAGAGAAUAAAACCUCUGCGUCUGCUACAAAGGCCUCUGAUUUGGUUAUUAAGCCACACGCUGAAAGCACUGGGCCUACAUUAGAGUGGGACAACUAUGACUUGCGUGGGGAAGCACUGGAUGAUAGUACAGACAGCUCUGUGUAUGCUUUGCCUCGGGCCAGUAGCCCUGUGAGGAAAAAUCUAUUUAGGUUUGGAGAGUCCACCACAGGGUUUAACUUCAGCUUCAAAUCUGCAUUAAGUCCCUCUAAGUCUCCUUCCAAACAGAACCAAAGUAGGACUUCUGUAGGCACAGAUGAGGAAUCUGACGUUACACAAGAAGAUGAAAGAGAUGGUCAGUAUUUUGAACCAGUAGUACCUUUACCUGACCUCGUAGAAAUAACCAGUGGUGAAGAAAAUGAGCAGGUUGUCUUCAGCCAUCGUGCUAAACUUUAUAGAUAUGAUAAAGAUGCUAAUCAGUGGAAGGAGAGGGGUAUUGGAGACAUAAAGAUCUUGCAAAACUAUGACACUAAACAAGUUCGUGUAGUCAUGCGAAGGGACCAGGUAUUAAAGCUUUGUGCCAAUCACAGAAUAACCUCAGAUAUGAACAUCCAGCCAAUGAAAGGCACAGAGCGAGCCUGGGUAUGGACCGCAUGUGACUUUGCUGAAGGGGAACGGAAAGUAGAGCACUUGGCUGUGCGAUUUAAGCUGCAAGAUGUUGCUGACUCGUUUAAGCAGAUCUUUGAGGAAGCAAAACAUGCUCAAGAAAAAGACACCUUAAUCACACCACUCUCUUCGCGGGCAAAUACUCCGAAGGAAUCGCCAUGUGGAAAGAUUGCUGUUGCAGUACUUGAAGAAACCACCAGGGAGAGAACUGAUUUAAAGCAGGAUGAAGAAACAGUUACACAAACUGCAGAGACUUCACCAACGGCGGGCACUUCUGAGACGCCAACGAAAGCAGUGGUUUCGCCACCCAAAUUUGUCUUUGGCUCAGAAUCUGUCAAAAGUAUUUUUAGCAAUGAAAAAUCAAAGCCUUUCACAUUUGGAAACACAUCAGCAACGGGAUCUCUCUUUGGCUUCAGCUUUAACGCUUCUCCCAAGAGCAAAAGCGAUAGCUCAGUGUGUCAUAGCACAAAACAGCGAGAACCAGAUGGCACAUAUGAUGCCUGCAAAGGUGCUGAGCAUCAGGAAAGUGAUGCUACUGUUUGGAAACACUCUGAUGGCAAAGGAGAAAGUCAAGUGGCUACCUCCAAGGCAGAAGGACUUCCUAAUUUUUCAUUUAAAACACUAGAAAAAGCAGUUGAGAUUAAGAAGGAGCCAGAUGAUACUGCCACUUCAGACGAUGUUUUGAUUGUCUAUGAGUUAACGCCCACGCCUGAGCAAAGAGCUCUUGCAGACUCCCUUAAGUUACCUCCAACAUUCUUCUGCUACCAGAAUGAACCUGGGUAUCUGAGUGAAGAUGAUGAUGAUGAUGAGGACUAUGAAACAGCCGUGAAGAAGCUCAAUGGAAAGUUGUAUCCUGAUAAACCUAAAAAACAUGCACAACUGAAAGAAACUGAUACAACUGUUGAAGGAGAAAAUGAAGCAGAAUGUGGGAGCGAGUGUGUUCUUGUGUGGGAGAAGAAACCAACUCCUGAAGAAAAGGCUAAAGCAGAAACCCUGAAGCUUCCUCCAACCUUUCUGUGUGGUAUUGGCAGUGACACUGAUGAAGACAAUAACUUAGAAGACUUUCAAACAGAACUUAGAAAAGUCCAAGAAACGAAUGAAGCUCAAGUAGAAGAAGUAACCAGUUCAACUGAUGAUGUGUGCUCCAUUAAGGAGGAACAGCCAACUGAAGCAGUCAGUAGAGCUGAAGAACCAGAUUCUACCACUGAACCUAUAUACACUAUACAGACGUUAUUAGCAGCAGAUGACAAACCUGUUGACUUGUCAACAAAAAAAGAAAGCGAUGCCAGUUCUACAAGCCAAGAAAGCAAACCUUUCACAUUUGCCCUUGGCAACAUACCUGGCUUGUCAUUUGCUGAUCUGGCUUCAAAUAAUUCUGGAGAUUUUGCUUUUGGUUCUAAAGCAGACAAAAACUUCAAGUGGGCAAAUACAGGAGCAACUGUGUUUGGUGGACAAGUGGCCACUAAAGGUGACAAUGAAGAUGAUGGAAGUGAUGAAGAAGUUGUACAUAGCGAUGAUAUUCAUUUUGAACCAAUUGUAUCACUGCCUGAGGUUGAGGUGAAGUCAGGAGAAGAAGAUGAAGAAAUUCUAUUCAAAGAGAGGGCAAAACUCUACAGAUGGGACAGAGAUGUCAAUCAGUGGAAAGAACGUGGUGUGGGAGAAAUAAAGAUCCUCUACCAUACACAGAAUAAAUGGUAUAGAAUCUUAAUGAGAAGGGACCAAGUUUUCAAAGUCUGUGCAAAUCAUAUGAUUACAAAAAUGAUGGAUCUAAAGCCCUUGAAUACUUCAAACAAUGCUAUGGUUUGGACUGCAACAGAUUAUGCCGAUGGUGAAGCCAAGAUAGAACAGCUUGCUGUCAGAUUUAAAAGCCAAGAGCUGGCUGAUUCCUUCAAGAGGAAAUUUGAAGAAUGUCAACAAAGCUUGUCAGAGUUACAGAAGGGUCAUGUUUCUCUGGCAGCAGAAUUGUCAAAGGAAUCUAACCCUAUAGUAUAUCUUGAAGUUUCAGCUGAUGACGAACCUCUAGGUCAUGUAACCAUAGAAUUGUUUUCGAAUAUUGUUCCGCGAACUGCUGAGAACUUCAGGGCAUUAUGCACAGGAGAAAAAGGAUUUGGAUUCCGAAAUUCCAUAUUUCAUAGAAUAAUUCCAGAUUUUAUGUGUCAAGGAGGUGAUAUCACCAGACAAGAUGGUACAGGUGGCCAGUCCAUUUAUGGAGAAGCAUUUGAGGAUGAAAACUUUGAAAUAAAACACACUGGCCCUGGCUUACUGUCGAUGGCAAAUCGUGGCAGAGACACCAAUAAUUCCCAAUUCUUUAUCACUCUCAAAAAAGCAGAGCACUUGGACUUUAAACAUGUUGUUUUUGGGUUUGUAAAGGAUGGGAUGGAUGUCGUGAAAAAAAUAGAAUCUUUUGGCUCACCUAAAGGAGUAGUGUCAAAAAGAAUUUCGAUUACAGACUGUGGUCAAAUAUAAAAUCAUUGCUAUUACCUGUAUGUGGAUUAAAAUAAAUGUUCAGAUUUAGACAAAAUUAUGUUCAGCUUCUUUUAAAAUGAACAUUUCUGAUGUAUAAAUGUAAAGUUACAGCUUAUAGCUGAGUCCUUUUUUAGUGUUUAAAUUGACUGCAUGUUGUGAAAUAAAAGUUCAAACACUGGUAAAUUUUAGGUGUAUUUUUGUUUCAUCCCCAUUUUUGUAUUAAAUGAUUUAAAAUUAAAUACGACUCUGAAGUUCUA